Rhodotorula graminis WP1 is the source of this 1659-nucleotide messenger RNA. RefSeq lists its product as uncharacterized. NCBI's taxonomy places the organism in Eukaryota, Fungi, Basidiomycota, Microbotryomycetes, Sporidiobolales, Sporidiobolaceae. The transcript is spliced from 6 exons. Gene Ontology annotation, molecular function: metal ion binding; glutathione gamma-glutamylcysteinyltransferase activity. Gene Ontology annotation, biological process: cellular detoxification of cadmium ion; detoxification of copper ion; response to metal ion. The record is from RefSeq and is a predicted model, not a curated record. Bases 105 to 1376 code for a protein of 423 amino acids.
UCGCCGCCCGCACCGCGCUCCAGCGCACCACCACGCUCCUCCUCCUUCCCCGCCUCGCACGCCGCCACUUGGCCACGCCCGCCGCCAGCGUCCCUCAACCGCUCAUGGCCGCCGCUCCGCCCCUCGUACCGCAGCGCUCCUUCUACAAGCGGCCCUUGCCGCCAUCCUGCACGGCGUUCGCCAGCCCCGAGGGCAAGCAGCUCUUCGCAAAGGCGCUCGCGGCGGGCACCAUGGAGAGCUACUUCAUCCUCGCACCACAAAUGGUGACGCAGAACGAGCCCGCCUUUUGCGCCCUCGGCACGCUCGUCCAGAUCCUCAACAGCCUCGGUGUCGACCCGCAACGGCGGUGGAAGUCGGGCUGGCGGUGGUACGACCAGGACAUGCUCGACUGCUGUCGACCGCUGAGCGACGUCGCCCAAGUCGGCCUCACGCUCUCGGAAUUCGCGUGCCUGAGCCGGUGCAACUCGCUCGACGCCGUCGUGCACUCGCCCUUGCUCGACGCAGCAGGCGGUGCCGCCGAGCGCGAGGCGGGCCUCGCCCGGUUCCGCGACGACCUGCGCGAGACGAGCAGGGGCAAGGGCGUCAUGGCGCUCAGCUACUCGCGCGCGACGCUCGGCCAGACGGGCGACGGGCACUUUAGCCCGAUCGGCGGGUACUGCGAGGAGGACGACAUGGUGCUCAUCCUCGACGUUGCGCGCUUCAAGUAUCCUUCCUACUGGGUCCCGACGAGGCUCGCGUACGACUCGAUGCUGCCGCUCGACAAGGCGACGGGCCAGCCUCGAGGGUACGUCGUCCUCGACGUCGCCGGCGCCGACUCGGGCUCGCCCGGGGCGCCCUUGUCACAGACGACCGUCACGCUCAACAAGUCGACCUGGGCGUCGCUCAACGGUUCGCUUUCGGGCCUCCUCCUCCGCUCGGCCAAGGACUCGCCGACCGCCACCGACCUCGUCAACACCCUCCUGUCGCACCUCGCCCUCUCGCUCCCGACCUCGCCCAUCGCCGGCCGGUCGACCGCCUCGGCCUCGCUCCCCUCGCUCCUCGACACCCUCUCGACGACCCGCCUCGCCGCCGCAACCCCGUUCACCUCGUCCUCGGACCCGUCCGCCGUCCUCCUCAACCUCACCUUCCUCCUCGCCCUCGUCUCGCCGCGCUCGCCACUCGCCGCACUCGUCCCGCCCUCGGCUGCGGCGGACCUCGCCGCGCUCGCCGAGGACGCGCUCGAGCGUGUGCCCGGGCUCAGGGACGAGGUUGACGGUGCGGCACGGCAGCUGGGCGCGCUGGGCGAGUGCUGCAGGAGCGAGGAGGACAAUGGGGCGGCGUGUGGGUGUGCGGGACCGGGGCAGGGGAGGGGGACCGAGGGAGGUGCGGCGGCGUGAGAGGGCGCGAGCAUGGUUCGACGGCAGGCUACGGCGCUCAGGUCGACACGAGGGUCACGCAGGCGGGAGGUGUGGUGACGAGCGAGGCGAUCGCGAUGUCAAAAGUCGAGGAGGAGGGAAACCAACUUUGGGCGGUGGGGUGACCGGGAGCGCCAGUUGUGCGGGACGGGCGGGCUCUCGAUGUUGAUAGAUCCCCUCUCUGUGUCUCCUGUAGACGGCCCCGCAGCGCGAGCUAAGAUCUGGCGGUGCCUCGUUACGCGUACGACUCGCGAGCGCUCGUCUC